Messenger RNA from Dentiscutata erythropus, 996 nucleotides. Lineage: Eukaryota; Fungi; Glomeromycota; Glomeromycetes; Diversisporales; Gigasporaceae. The record is from the annotation of a GenBank genome assembly.
AUGUCGAAACGCGUUCACAAGAAGCAAAGGCUUGACUCUGACUUUACUGAAAUUGGGUCGAUAAAAAAGCAGAAAAUCUGUAAUACUUUACAUGCUAGCACAGGAAGACAAUAUACUGUGAGCGUUGCACUUCCAGGCUCGAUAAUUGAAAAUGCUCAAUCAGCUGAACUUAAAACGUAUUUGGCCGGACAGCUUGCGCGUGCUUUCGCAAUAUUUAAUGUAGAUGAAAUAGUUGUCUUCAAUGAAUCAGGAGCGUUGCGAAAUUCAAGUAACAAUCAGCAAGAGGAGUCCAGUCGCAAAAAAAAACAAACCGAGAAUAUUUCUUCCGAUCCAAAUAUUUUCUUAGCCAGGAUAUUACAAUAUUUGGAGACACCUCAAUAUUUACGCAAGGAUCUAUUUCCUGUUCAUCAAGACCUUAGAUAUGCAGGCUUGCUGAAUCCAUUAGAUUGUCCACAUCACGUUCGCCAAGACGAGAAGUGCCCGUUUAGGGAAGGUGUUGUAAUAGACAGAAAAAUUAAAUAUGGGAAAGGAUCUUUGGUCAAUGCAGGGCUCACCAAGCAUGUAAUAAUUGAUCGUUCAAUCAAACCAGGAAUCCGCGUAACUUUGGAUAUGGAAAAUUACGAGACUGUCAAAACUGAUGGAACCUAUAUUAAAGCUAAGGUGGUAUCACCAAAGACUCCGCGACAAAAUGGCUUUUACUGGGGUUAUCAAGUUCGCAUGGCAGAUUCAAUAUCAAAAGUGUUCACAGAAUGCCCAUUUUCAGAUGGAUACGACGUGACUAUAGGGACAUCCGAGCGUGGCAAGAUUGUUCAUAACCUGGUAGAUGAGUUACCAGAAUUUAGUCAUCUGCUAAUUAUGUUUGGUGGCUUGGGAGGACUCGAAACUUCUAUUGAUGCGGAUCAAGAUUUAAAAUGCACUGGCGAAGAAGCAGAUUCUUUGUUUGAUUUAUGGAUAAAUACAUGUCCUGAUCAAGGAAGUCGGACAAUCAGGACUGAG